CACCAGCGCGCUUUACGGCCGCAGGGACGGGGCGAGCCGGCGCCAGGGCCGCUCCGGCCGGGAAGCAGGACGGGCGAGCGAGGUUGAUGCCCGGCGGUGGGGCGAGCGCGGCGUCUGGCCGGCUUCUCACCGCCGCGGAGCAGAGGGGAACCCGGGAAGCGGUGGGGUCGGCGUCCAGGAGUGGCCCAGGGGUCUCCAGUUCCAGCAGCGGCGGCGGCAGAGGCGGAGCGGGCGGCCCCGGGCCGGGGAGUGGAGGCCCGGGGGGCCCCGCGGGCAGGAUGAGCCUGACCCCGAAGGAGCUCUCGAGCCUGCUGAGCAUCAUCUCGGAGGAGGCGGGCGGCGGCAGCACCUUCGAGGGCCUGUCCACCGCCUUCCACCACUACUUCAGCAAGGCUGACCACUUCCGCCUGGGCUCCGUGCUCGUCAUGCUGCUGCAGCAGCCAGACCUGCUGCCCAGCGCGGCGCAGCGCCUCACGGCGCUCUACCUGCUCUGGGAGAUGUACCGCACCGAGCCGCUUGCCGCCAACCCCUUCGCCGCCAGCUUCGCGCACCUGCUCAACCCCGCGCCGCCCGCCCGCGGCGGCCAGGAGCCCGACCGGCCGCCGCUCUCAGGGUUUUUACCUCCUAUAACUCCACCGGAAAGGUUUUUCCUGUCCCAGCUGAUGCUGGCACCCCCAAGGGAACUCUUCAAAAAGACGCCUCGACAGAUCGCGCUAAUGGAUGCGGGGAACACGGGCCAGUCCGUGGACAUCAGUGGGCUUCAGCUGGCCCUGGCAGAACGCCAGUCAGAAUUGCCCACGCAGAGUAAGGCCAGCUUCCCCAGCAUUCUCAGCGACCCAGACCCGGACUCUUCCAAUUCUGGAUUUGACAGCUCGGUUGCCUCUCAGAUCACGGAAGCUUUGGUCAGUGGACCCAAGCCACCCAUUGAAAGCCACUUUCGGCCGGAGUUCAUCCGCCCACCGCCUCCACUGCACGUCUGCGAGGACGAGCUGGCGUGGCUCAAUCCCACCGAGCCUGACCACGCCGUCCAGUGGGACAAGUCCAUGUGCGUGAAGAACAGCACUGGUGUAGAGAUCAAGCGGAUAAUGGCCAAAGCCUUCAAAAGCCCCCUGUCUUCUCCUCAGCAAACACAGCUCCUUGGAGAGUUGGAAAAAGACCCCAAACUUGUUUAUCAUAUUGGCCUCACGCCGGCCAAACUCCCUGACCUGGUGGAGAACAACCCUCUAGUGGCUAUAGAAAUGUUGCUGAAGCUAAUGCAGUCAAGCCAGAUCACGGAGUACUUUUCAGUUCUGGUCAACAUGGACAUGUCAUUACAUUCAAUGGAAGUUGUAAAUCGACUGACUACAGCUGUUGAUCUACCUCCUGAAUUUAUCCACCUUUAUAUAUCAAAUUGCAUUUCUACCUGUGAACAAAUUAAGGAUAAAUACAUGCAGAAUCGUCUGGUGCGGCUCGUGUGCGUCUUUCUCCAGUCCCUGAUCCGUAACAAAAUCAUCAACGUGCAGGACUUGUUUAUAGAAGUGCAGGCCUUCUGCAUUGAGUUCAGCAGGAUACGCGAGGCCGCCGGCCUCUUCCGGCUGUUGAAGACCCUGGAUACCGGGGAGGCGCCUUCUGAGACCAAGAUGUCAAAGUGACACCUCACUGCAGCCGCCCCAUUCAUUGCUCAGCUGUACUGAUUUAAGUUUCAAACCUGUUAAAGCCCUGAAUGGAUUGCUUGGUUACUGCACAUAAACACCACUUUAUCUACUUAAAGCAAAGUUUUGCUUUCCUGGAUGACUUUUCCUUUAGAUGUAUUUUUGGUAAGAACUUGGGAAAAAUGUGUCUUGGCGUCUUGCUGAUGAUGAUAAACCACGGGAGGAACGUCAUCCAGAAGUUACUGCAAAAAGCAGACGAGGUCUUUAGCAGCAGAGACCAGGGUGCCUGUUUUUGCUUAAAACAUGAGUCAGGGGCUUCUGGCCCUUGAGCCCAUUCAGGCGCGUGGCUCUUCACUUUGUGAACCACAGACACACCCGUAAUUUGUCCUUUCUUGUUGCAGGGACUUAAACAACCGCAUCCGUCAUUUCUUGGGCUUUCUGUAAACACUGGAACUCUUCAGAAUCGUUUUUUGAGACUAGGCUAGCUGGUAUCGUUUUCUGGGCUUUAUCUCUUGAGAUGUUCGUUCGUUCUUCUGUUACUAGUCUAGGUUGUCAGUGCCGUGGAGGAAGUGUCGUCCCUGGGGACUGUCACGUAGGCUGGUCACCGAGUGGGGUCUGUGGCCCUGCCCGCAUCGUGUAUGCUGUCACCCCCUCAUUUCACUUUGGACAACAGUGCCUUACAUUAAAGUUUUUUAUGACCUCUA
Messenger RNA from Camelus dromedarius (Arabian camel), 2335 nucleotides. RefSeq names its product CCR4-NOT transcription complex subunit 11 (gene CNOT11). The transcript has 7 exons. NCBI's taxonomy places the organism in Eukaryota, Metazoa, Chordata, Mammalia, Artiodactyla, Camelidae. Bases 87 to 1631 code for a protein of 514 amino acids. The record is from RefSeq and is a predicted model, not a curated record. Gene Ontology annotation, cellular component: CCR4-NOT complex.